Molecule: messenger RNA, 1875 nt
Organism: Cinara cedri
Lineage: Eukaryota; Metazoa; Arthropoda; Insecta; Hemiptera; Aphididae
Source: the annotation of a GenBank genome assembly
GUGAUAAAAAAAAAAUAAAACAAACUCUAUAAAACUGUGCUAAUAUUAAUAUUUAUAAAUUCCUUAAGGCUGUUUUUUUUUUAAAUAGUAAGGAUCGGCAAUCGCAAAGAUAAAAUAAUAAUUUUUUAAAAUCUGUAGUUAUUUCAUUUAAAACCAACAUGAAUGUCAGCCGUAUUAAGUGUUCAGUUCUUAAAAACAUUUUUGGGAUGCAUGCAAACAUGUCUGUUAGAACUUUUAAAUCUGCUAAUUGUUUAACAAUGAGAUUUGUUCAGUAUAAACACGAAGGUUGCCCAGGUUUGGGAGUUCAAGUAAAUGAUGGCGAACAUGUAAUUAGUUUAAGUGCUGCUGAUAAAACUAUUCCAUCUAACAUGGUGUCAUUUUUAAACACUAAAUAUUCUCUUGGAAAAAUUGAAAAGUAAAUAAAAUAUAUCAUGAAUAAAAAAAAAAAUUAUUAGAUAACAAAGUACAUACUUGUAUGUUUUAUUAAAGAGUGAUUGAAGAACAAAAAAUUGUGUUAAAAUUAUGUCAAGUUGAGAUUUUACCUUGUAUUACCAAACCUGAUAAAGUAAGAUUUUUGAUAUAAGAUAAAUACCUAAAUUAUGUAGAUCAUUAUUUUGUUUGCUAUGCUAUCGAUAAUUACAGAUAAUAUGUGUGGGGUUGAAUUACAAAGGGCACUGUGAUGAACAAAAGAAGCCAUAUCCUGAGGAACCUUUUUUUUUCCCAAAAUUUCCUAGUACAAUUAUUGGGCCAUAUGAUGGUGUAAAACAUUCGUCAAAGACAAAAGUAAAUUUGUUGUCAUGCAGUUUGAUUACGUCUUUUGUAAAUAAAAAUUAUAAACAUUUUUAGGCUAUGGAUUGGGAGGUAGAAAUGGCAUUAGUUAUAGGAAAAAAGUGUAGAAACAUUAAUAUUACUAAUGCAUAUGAUUAUAUAUUUGGAUAUACAAUCGCUCAAGAUAUAUCAGCAAGAGAUUGGCAAAAAUCCAGAAAUAAUGGACAAUGGUUGAUUGGUAUUUUUUUUUUUAAUCAUUUUAUAUAUACAUUGUAUUUUAAUUGAUAUUAAUACCUAACUAAUUAUUUUUUUUCUAAAUUUAUUUCAUAGCAAAAAGUAUGGACACAUUUUGUCCAUUGGGGUCAGCCUUGGUACACAAAAGUGUAAUUCCUGACCCUCAUGAUUUACAGAUAAAAUGUUCAAUAAAUGGUGUUCUCAAACAAGAUGGAUCAACUAGCGAACUCAUUCAUAGGGCUGACAAACUUGUUUCGUUUUUAUCAAAGUGAGUACCUACAUAGUUAAUAUAAUUUUAAUCCAGAAGAUUUGGUAUGUAAGUCCACUGUACAAUUUAACAUGUAUUUGAUUAUUAUGUAUUUUAGAACCAACAUAAUAAGCUAAGGUUACUUUAGUUCUUAUUUAUUCUUUAAUAUUUGAGGUGUUAAAGAACAUUAAUUUUUAAAUAAUAAGGAUGUAAGAAAAUUGACAAUAUAUAUAGAUUGAUUUGUAUUAUAUAAUAUAAAGAUUAUGACUUUAUGGCUUUUUGUUGUUAAUUUUUACAUUACAAUAUCAAGAUUGGAGAGAUAAUAAAUUUAUAGCUAAUCUUUCACUGAUAAUCAAAAAAUAAUUUCAGCUUGAUUACAUUGUUACCUGGAGACAUUAUACUUACAGGAACACCCAGCGGAGUGGGUGUUUUCCGAGAACCAAAAGAAUUCCUAAAAGUAUGUUAAUUAUUGAUUCAACAAUUAAACAUAUUCCAUAAAGAAAAUAUAAUGUUUUACAUUUUUAGGUUGGAGACAUAAUACAAAGUGAAAUUUCAAUAAUUGGGAAGAUGGAAAAUCCAGUUGUUAUAGAUGAAUAAUAUUAGUGGCCAUUGUAUUAUGUUUGUUA